AUGGCUGAUGUGAAGGAAGGCUUUCUGUGUCCCAUUUGUAUGGAGGAUUUGGGCGACGUGAUCCAGUUGCAAGUGCACUUCGAAGAGAAACAUUCCAAAGAAGAUCCUGUGUUUAUCCAAGGUCUCAAGGACUUAUUCGGCAAGGCCAAGAGGAGAGUGCUCAAUUCUGAAGCCUUCAAAACCAACCUUCCGGAUCUGCAGGCAGAACAAAAGACGUGGGAUUCGCUCAUUGAAGUGCAAUCCUUAGACUCCAACAUUCACCCUGCCUCGGGUCUCCAUUCCUCUCAUUGGGAAGAUCCUGAUCUGAAAAAACUCAAGACCAGUCAUACGAGUGUUUUCUUGGAAGAGAGGCGGAAACGUCAGGGGCGUAACAAACGCACUAAUCAAGUCCUCAUCCGUCUGGAGAAGUUGGUUCGGAAUUAUCCGCAUGAUCCAGCCAAGCGUCGGGUUCAUGAGCAAAAGAUCGUGCCUUGGAUUGACGAGGACAAUGUCAAGUUGUGUCCCAAUUGUGCCAAAAGGUUUAACUUUGCUCGACGCAAACACCAUUGUCGUUUGUGCGGCGGGGUCAUCUGCAAUGAUUGCUCUACACCGACCUCUCUCGACUUGGCCAAGAAAGUCACUCAGCCGAUCGCGGAUGAGGACGAUCAGGCCACUCGGAAUAUUGUGGAGGAUCCAAUGGACUCUGAGCCAAAUGGCAAUUCGUCGUUCAUGGCCAAAUUGGGCAACUUGACUCCGAAUAAGAGAUCGGGCUCGCAAGAAAGUAUCAACUCUAUCAUGUCCAAUGUGCUGGAUCUUAAGGUCAAGGAUGAUCAAUUGCGAACUUGUCUCCUGUGUGCCGAGAUCUUGAGCAACGAGGCUCAACGACUUGACGCCAUCACACAAGAUACGCUCUUGGUUCGAUUGUAUGAACAACUCAAGAACCAUAUGAGAGAGGGGAGUGAGAUCAGUCUGGAGUACUGCCGAAUGGCUCACAGUCUCAACUCUGGGGAGGAGGACUACCAACUCGAUGAAGCCAAAUACUUGAGGGUCAAGGUUCUGAAGAUUGCCGAAAAUAUCGACAUUCUGUCACGCAAGAUUUCAAAGUUGGGCGACACUCAGAAUGAGGAGACCACGACGCAUCGAGCCUCUCCUUUGGAGCUCAAGCUUCAGCAACGGAUUCGUGCCAUGGCCGUGGAUUUCAUCAAGGAUACACUCAUCUCGAAGAUUCCAGUGCUCGUCUCCGAGGAGGAAUACGACAAGAUCAAACGCGAGCGAAAGCAGACUGCAUCCAAGAAGAUUGCCCAAGAACGUGAGGCCGCCAAGACUGCCAAGGCCAAAUUCGAGCAAAAUGAAGCACUCAAGCGAACCAAAUCUAUGUUGACAGCGCCUUUGAUUCGGGACGAGGUCAUGAAUCUGGUCAGAAACUCCAGUACCGCCCCUAGAACCAAACCCAACCCCAAAAGACCCGUGGAGUAUGGCCCGGGCUUCGUUCUCACUUCCUCGCCUAGCCAGAACUUAUCCGCGUCCGAAGAUCCAAUGGUGCAACAAAUUCAAAACCUCAAACACUUCAUCCAAGAGGCCAAAAAGCUGCGCAAGUUGGACGAAGUCCGCUCACUGGAAGAGAGCCUCCGCGACAUCCAAGCCGAAUAUCAACGCAUCCAAGCUGAGCGGGCCGAAUUGGAGGCUAAUUUCACGGACUUUAAGGGCAUCUUUCAUAAGACUUCUCCCUCGAAGGCCUUCACGUCGGAGAGUGUUCAGCCAGAGGAGAGGGACGAAGAACCCUCCGAUCCUUACGAUGCGUCCGGGAAGAAUCCCUUCUUUUAGUCUUCAAUAAAGCCAACCGAAAUAAG
Molecule: messenger RNA, 1829 nt
Organism: Tigriopus californicus
Lineage: Eukaryota; Metazoa; Arthropoda; Copepoda; Harpacticoida; Harpacticidae
Gene: Rbsn-5
Product: rabenosyn-5-like
Exons: 2
Coding region: 1-1803 (600 amino acids)
Molecular function (GO): metal ion binding
Source: RefSeq, a predicted model, not a curated record